CACCAAUGACGGGUCGCCUGCUGGAAUCUGACGUUUAGUUAUUAUUUAGGAUAUUAUUAGAUACCGUGUUUACGUAAACAUGACGGGAAUUUUACCGAGUUACCAACGAUUUGUUAACGGGGUGCCCGUUCCGUCCAUUUCCAGACGCUCGUUUCGUCUUCGCGAAAAAUAUUUGAUUAUUUCAGUUCUCUUGACAUUUGGUAUCGUGUGGCUAGGUGCACUGUUCUAUUUGCCCGAGUUUAAAAGUUCCACCAGUGUGAACGACAGUGUCUAUAAUGUGUACAAACGCAUACAGAAGGCUGGCCCGGAGCUUCUCAUGCCACCACCUCUCGCUCAAAACGAAGUUGGCGACUUCCCUGUGGUGGGAAUCGCACGACACGGUGAAGGGGGUGACGACCCUCACGUAGUGGAGGACAGGAACCGCUUACAAGCGAAGAUAGACGAGGACAUGGGAAUGAAGGUGUUAGAGAGGCCGCAGUUUGAUGUAGCGCCUUCUGGCUCAUCAUCUCGAGGGCCCAGCAAACCUCCCGUAGAUGCUAUAGAAGAGCCAGCAUUAGGUAAUAAUGCUGCUAACAAGAAUGUAUCGCCAUCGAACCAGAAGGUGGAUAGUUCAGUUCAAAAGUAUGUGAUACCUGCGCUAGAUCCAGGCACAGAUGUAGAUGUCAGGCAUAAAAGGGAUACUGUUAAAGAGAUGAUGCGUCACGCUUGGAACAACUACAAGUUGUACGCGUGGGGCAAGAACGAACUGAAGCCGAUGUCCAAACGGGCACACUUGACCAGCGUGUUCGGCGGCGGAGACCUGGGCGCCACUAUCGUCGACGGCAUGGACACCCUCUACAUCAUGGGCAUGAUGGACGAGUUCCGGGAAGGAAGGGAUUGGAUAGCCGAUCAUUUUCAUAUCAAUGAAAUUGACACGGAUCUGUCAGUGUUUGAAACAACGAUUCGCUUCGUGGGCGGCCUCCUGUCGUGCUACGCGCUGACUGGCGACAUGGUCUUUCGAGACAAGGCUGCAGAGGUGGCCGACGCGCUGCUGCCCGCGUUCGACACGCCCACUGGCAUUCCGUACGCGCUCAUAAACCCAUCCAAUAAGGUAAACCGGCAGUACCACUGGGCGGGCGCGAACAGUAUUCUUUCAGAAGUGGGAACGCUGCACAUGGAGUUCACAUACCUGAGCGAAGUGACGGGAAAUGACAUUUACAGACAGAAGGUGGACCGCAUCCGCGACGUGCUGCACAACAUUCAGAAGCCGGAGGGCCUCUAUCCCAACUACAUCAACCCGCGGACCGGAAUGUGGGGCCAAAGACACACAUCACUCGGUGCACUGGGCGACUCCUUCUAUGAGUAUCUGUUAAAAGCGUGGCUCGUGACGAACAACGAGGACGAGCAAGCUCGGAUGAUGUUCGACGAGGCGAUGCAGCCCGCGCUCGACAAGAUGCUGCGCACUUCGCCCUCGGGCCUCUCCUACCUCGCCGAGGUCAAGUACGGACGAGUUUAUGAGGAGAAAAUGGACCACUUGUCUUGUUUCGCAGGAGGCAUGUUCGCGCUGGCGUCCACAACUCUGCAGAACACGCUGAGUGACAGGUACAUGGACGUGGCCAAGAAGCUCACGCACACCUGCCACGAGGCCUACGCUCGGGCCGAUACCAAGCUGAGUCCAGAAGCUUUCAGGUUCUCGGGUGCCGCGGAGGCGCGCGCGAUGAAGAGCAACGAGAAGAUGUACUUACUACGGCCCGAGACCUUCGAGAGCUACUUCAUCCUCUGGCGCCUCACCAAGGACCAGAAGUACCGCGACUGGGGCUGGGAAGCUGUCCAGGCUCUAGAAAAGCAUUGCCGGGUGGAGGGCGGGUACACGGGACUAGUUAACGUGUACCAUCCCACGCCGCUGGGUGACGACGUGCAGCAGAGCUUCUUCCUCGCUGAGACGCUCAAGUACUUAUACUUGCUGUUCUCGGACGACUCUCUGCUGCCGCUGGAAGAGUGGGUGUUCAACACGGAGGCGCACCCCUUCCCCGUCAAAGACCGCAACCCGCUGUACCGCGCCGCGCCCAAGCCCCCGCUACUGGUGCACGAGGACAACCGCCUCUAAGCAACCAGCUAGCGCUCUGUUGACACAAACGUUUAUGAAGAACAUGUUAUGGAUUAAAUUGAUUGUUUUCCUUACCGUACGACCACAUUACGGUCUUUUAUUCAUGUUUACUGUUCUCGUUCUAAGAGGAAACACAUGUUCUGUACUGCCGUUUUAUUUCUAAAAAGCGGGUA
Maniola jurtina (meadow brown) is the source of this 2259-nucleotide messenger RNA. RefSeq names its product mannosyl-oligosaccharide alpha-1,2-mannosidase IA-like. The transcript is spliced from 10 exons. Gene Ontology annotation, molecular function: mannosyl-oligosaccharide 1,2-alpha-mannosidase activity; calcium ion binding. Bases 80 to 2086 code for a protein of 668 amino acids. The record is from RefSeq and is a predicted model, not a curated record. Lineage: Eukaryota; Metazoa; Arthropoda; Insecta; Lepidoptera; Nymphalidae. Gene Ontology annotation, cellular component: Golgi membrane; endoplasmic reticulum. Gene Ontology annotation, biological process: N-glycan processing; carbohydrate metabolic process.